AUGCCCAUGCUCGUGCUGGAGAACCAUGUGUCUGUCACCAUUGUCCACUUCCUGUCUCUUGGCUUGCCUGCAAAAUACAUCUCUCAGUGCAUUGAUGAAAUCAAGCAGGAGCUGAAGCAGGACAACAUAGCUGUGAAGGCCAAUGCGGUCUGCAAGCUGACGUAUUUACAGAUGUUGGGGUAUGACAUCAGCUGGGCUGCCUUUAACAUCAUUGAAGUGAUGAGUGCCUCCAAGUUCACGUUCAAGCGCAUUGGCUACCUCGCUGCCUCCCAGUGCUUCCACGAGGGCACCGACGUCAUCAUGCUGACCACAAAUCAAAUCCGCAAGGACCUGAGCAGCCCUAGCCAGUACGACACGGGAGUGGCACUGACUGGUCUGUCCUGUUUUGUCACCCCAGAUCUUGCCAGAGACCUGGCAAAUGACAUCAUGACACUGAUGUCACACACCAAGCCGUACAUCAGGAAGAAGGCCGUGCUGAUCAUGUACAAAGUAUUCCUCAAGUACCCCGAGUCCCUGCGCCCUGCCUUUCCCCGCCUCAAGGAGAAGCUGGAGGACCCUGACCCUGGGGUCCAGUCAGCAGCUGUCAAUGUUAUCUGCGAGCUGGCCCGGCGUAACCCCAAGAACUACCUGUCCCUGGCUCCACUGUUCUUCAAGCUCAUGACAUCCUCUACCAACAACUGGGUCCUCAUCAAGAUCAUCAAACUGUUUGGUGCCCUGACCCCUCUGGAGCCAAGGCUGGGCAAGAAGCUGAUUGAGCCCCUCACCAACCUUAUCCACAGCACGUCUGCCAUGUCCCUUCUCUACGAGUGCGUGAACACCGUGAUUGCAGUGCUCAUCUCUCUGUCCUCCGGGAUGCCCAACCACAGUGCCAGCAUCCAGCUCUGUGUUCAGAAAUUAAGGAUAUUGAUAGAAGACUCCGAUCAGAACCUUAAGUACCUGGGGUUGCUGGCAAUGUCGAAGAUCCUGCGGACACACCCAAAGUCCGUGCAGUCCCACAAGGACCUCAUCCUGCAGUGCCUGGACGACAAGGACGAAUCCAUCCGGCUGCGAGCCCUCGACCUGCUCUACGGGAUGGUGUCUAAGAAGAACCUGAUGGAGAUCGUCAAGAGGCUGAUGACCCAUGUGGACAAGGCCGAGGGCACCACCUACCGCGAUGAGCUGCUCACCAAGAUCAUCGACAUCUGCAGCCAGUCCAAUUACCAAUACAUCACCAACUUUGAGUGGUACAUCAGCAUCCUGGUGGAGCUGACACGGCUGGAGGGCACCCGCCAUGGCCACCUCAUCGCUGCACAGAUGCUGGAUGUGGCCAUCCGUGUGAAGGCCAUCCGCAAGUUUGCCGUGUCACAGAUGUCCGCAUUGCUUGAUAGCGCUCACCUGGUGGCCAGCAGCACCCAACGGAAUGGGAUCUGCGAGGUGCUCUAUGCCGCCGCCUGGAUCUGUGGGGAGUUUUCGGAGCAUCUGCAAGAGCCCCACCAGACCCUGGAGGCCAUGCUGCGGCCCAAGGUGACCACACUGCCUGGCCACAUCCAGGCGGUGUACGUGCAGAACGUAGUGAAGCUGUAUGCGUCCAUCCUGCAGCAGCAGGAGCAGGCAGCAGAGGCCGAGGCUGCUCAGGAGGUGACGCAGAUCAUGGUAGAACGGCUGCCACAGUUUGUGCAGAGCGCUGACCUGGAGGUGCAGGAGCGGGCGUCCUGCAUCUUGCAACUGGUCAAGCAUGUACAGAAGCUGCAGGCCAAGGGCGUGCCCGUUGCAGAGGAAGUGAGCGCCCUCUUUGCCGGGGAGCUGAACCCAGUGGCCCCCAAGGCCCAGAAGAAAGUUCCAGUCCCUGAAGGCCUGGACCUGGAUGCCUGGAUCAAUGAGCCACCCUCAGACAGUGAGUCUGAGGACGAGAAGCCCAAGGCCAUCUUCCAUGAUGAGGAGCAGAGGCAGGCGCGACACCGGCAGCCUGAGGUGGAUGAGGAGGAGCUGGCCCGCCGAAGAGAGGCCCGGAAACAAGAGCAGGCCAACAACCCCUUCUACAUCAAGAGCUCUCCCUCCCCACAGAAGCGGUACCAGGAUGCGCCAGGUGUGGAGCACAUCCCUGUGGUGCAGAUUGACCUCUCCGUCCCCUUGAAAGUCCCAGGCGUGCCCAUGUCUGACCAGUACGUGAAGCUGGAGGAGGAGCGCAGGCAUCGGCAGCGAUUGGAAAAGGACAAGAAGAAGCGCAGGAAGAAGGAGAAGAAGGGCAAGCACCGGCGCCACAGCUCGCUGCCCACCGAGAGUGAUGAGGAUAUUGCCCCCGCCCAGCAGGUGGACAUUGUCACCGAGGAGAUGCCUGAGAAUGCUCUGCCCAGUGACGAGGACGACAAAGACCCCAAUGACCCAUACAGGGCUCUGGACAUUGACCUAGACAAACCCUUGGCGGACAGCGAGAAGCUACCCAUCCAGAAACAUAGAAAUGCUGAGAACUCAAAAUCCCCCGAGAAAGAGGAUGUCCCUGUGGUAGAAAAGAAGAGCAAGAAACCUAAGAAGAAAGAAAAGAAGCACAAAGAGAGAGAGAGAGAGAAAGACAAGAAAAAAGAGAAAGAGAAGAAGGCUGAGGACUUGGAUUUCUGGCUGUCCACCACCCCACCACCAGCCACUACCCCCACCCCCAUCCCGUCCAUGGAGGAGCUUGGUGUGAAUGCAGUCACCACCCCUGCCAACACUUGUGAAGGACCCAAGAGAGAGGAGGCAGAGGAUGAGGAUGAUGAAGCAGAGCAGGAUCCUGAGAGGAAAUUCACCAGGCACAAGAAGAAGAAGCACAAGAAGGAGAAGGAGGAGAGGACCAAAGACAAGAAGAAGGUUAAAAAGAAGCAACCAGAGCCCGGGGAGGAGGCAGCAGGGCCAGUGGAGAACGGUGCGGCUGAGGAGGAGCCCAUCCCACCCAUGUCCAGCUACUGCCUCCUUGCUGAGAAUUCCUACAUCAAAAUGACAUACGACAUCCAGGCCAGCCUGCAGAAGGACAGCCAGGUCACUGUGUCCAUUAUCCUGGAAAACCAGAGCAGCAGCUUCCUCAAGAACAUGGAGCUCAAUGUGCUGGACUCACUCAACGCCAAGAUGGCCCGGCCAGAAGGCUCCUCCGUGCAUGACGGUGUCCCCGUGCCUUUCCAGCUGCCCCCAGGCGUCUCCAAUGAAGCUCAGUUCGUGUUCACUAUCCAGAGCAUCAUCAUGGCUCAGAAGCUCAAGGGCACCCUGUCCUUCAUCGCCAAGGACGCCAGUGGGGCCACACACGAGAAGCUGGACUUCCGGCUGCACUUCAGCUGCAGCUCCUACCUGGUCACUACUCCCUGCUACAGUGAUGCCUUUGCCAAGCUGCUGGAGUCGGGGGACCUGAGCAUGAGCUCAAUCAAAGUCGAUGGCAUCAGUAUGUCCUUCCAGAACCUUCUGGCAAAGAUCUGUUUUCACCACCAUUUUUCUGUGGUAGAGCGAGUGGACUCCUGUGCCUCCAUGUACAGCCGCUCCAUCCAGGGCCACCAUGUCUGCCUCCUGGUGAAGAAGGGAGAGCACAUGGUGUCAGUGGACGGGAAGUGCAGUGACUGCAUCCUGCUGAGCAACCUGCUGGAGGAGAUGAAGGCGACGCUUGCCCAGUGCUGAGACCACCGACCCCCACGGAGGACGCCCCAUGGACAGAUGCACAGACAUGCAGAUGGACACUCCAGGCCUCCCUUCUGUCACGUGUACUGUCCCAUGCCACAGCAUUCAUGUAAUCCACCGUCGUCCACUGUGCAGACACCAGAGGUCCGUGUUGCUUUGAUGUAUCUUUUUGAUUGUCCGCCGUCUUUCCGGAGGCCCUGGCCGGCCCCUCCUCAAUAGGGAUCCCCCAGCUCUGCCACGGGGGGGCCACCAGGUAGUAGGAGAACCCCCGGACCGGGACCUGGUGGGCACCAGGGUGCUUGGCAGACAGGGCAGGGCUCACGGAACCCCUGCUGGCUGCUUUUGCCCCAGCCGUCCUGACCGGUGGCAUCUGCAGGAAGGUGACAGGCAAUUGUCACCGAGCUGCUGUCCCCUGAGCCCGUGGCGGAAAAGGGUCCUGCGGGCACUAUAUGAUGUCUACAUGCUUGGGAGCUGCUGGCGGGGACCUGGACCUGGGUCCCAGCUACAGGCGCGGCCAGGCACAGAAUCGAUGACAGGGAGGGGACCUUGGAUCUUCCUCUCGUUCCACAGAAGUGGGUUUGUGUGGGCCACUGGGUGUGUGGUGGCAACACUGUACGGUUCCCUCCCCCAAGCAGAUGCACCACAAAUCUUGUCCCUUUGUGGCAUCCAGGUGGGGCUGGGAGGGUACAGCUGCCCGUGUCCUCUGGCCAGACCCUAAGACACCAUCUCCAGCACAGCAGCCGCUGGCAGGGUGAGGGCCCUCACUGGUCACUCCAGACUUUCCUCAGAGAUGACGCUGUCCAUGGCGUCCUACCUGUUCCUUUUGACGACAGUUGUCACUUUAGCAUGUAGAAUAAUCUAUUACAGAAUCCCGUGCCGUGAUUCUAGAACUCUGAAAUUGUAUGAUGUGUUACAUAACUAUUUGCUAUCGACAUUCCCGUAUAAAGAAGAGAGACAUAUCAUGCUGCUGUAAUGAUUUUUGUGUCAAGAUGAUCCAAUAAAGUUGCAAAACAGACAU
Messenger RNA from Fukomys damarensis (Damara mole-rat), 4633 nucleotides. RefSeq names its product adaptor related protein complex 3 subunit delta 1 (gene Ap3d1). The transcript has 32 exons. The record is from RefSeq and is a predicted model, not a curated record. NCBI's taxonomy places the organism in Eukaryota, Metazoa, Chordata, Mammalia, Rodentia, Bathyergidae. Gene Ontology annotation, biological process: anterograde synaptic vesicle transport; Golgi to vacuole transport; protein targeting to vacuole. Bases 1 to 3615 code for a protein of 1204 amino acids. Gene Ontology annotation, cellular component: presynaptic endosome; endosome membrane; membrane coat.